Molecule: messenger RNA, 995 nt
Organism: Emiliania huxleyi CCMP1516
Lineage: Eukaryota; Haptophyta; Isochrysidales; Noelaerhabdaceae
Exons: 2
Coding region: 48-995 (315 amino acids)
Source: RefSeq, a predicted model, not a curated record
CGCCGUUUGUUGUGCCGGUGAUUGCCCUUGUGGGCGCAGCCGCCGCGAUGCGGUCCGCCCUGCUGCGGUCGCGUGGCCUGCUGCCCGGGCUGGCCUCGUCCGGCGCCAGCCGUCUGCGGAGCGCCAUGGCGACGCCCAAGCUGCGGCUCGAGCCUCAGCUCGAGGCGGUGCUCUCUCGCUUCCGCGCCUCGACCAAAGGAGACGGCAGGCCAAAGGAGGAGGUGUCAUCGCGGCUGGUGGAGGAGUUCGAGCGGCUGCAGAGCCGCAAGGUGCAGCGGGUCCUCCUCGUCUGCUCCGACUACGACUCGUACACCUUCGAGCAGGACGGGCUGCUCACGGAGCUGGUUGACGAGGAGUACGCCGAGAGCGGGCUGACCAAGCCGCCGACGAUCGAGCGCGUCUCGACGCCGGAGGCGGCGCUCGCGCGGGUGCGCGCCGACCCGACCAACUUCGACAUGAUCAUCACGCUCCUCCGCAGCGAGGGCCGCACGAUGAACACGGGCGAGUUCGUCUCGUCGGUGCAGCAAGUCAACCCGGCGCUGCCGAUCGGGCUGCUCGCGCUCUCGCCGUCGGAGCUGACGGCGAUCGACUCGCGCAUCGACCGCAACCUGCGCAUCAACGUCAACAAGCGCCUCAUGUGGGAGACUGGCGACGCCGCCCUCAAGGCGGGCACGGCGGCCGUCGACAGCCGCGCAGGCAGCUCCGCGCGCGUCGCAGACGCUUGGGUGUGGCCCUUUGUCUGGCAAGGGAACGUGUCGCUCUUCACCGCGAUGUUCAAGGCGGUGGAGGACCGGCUCAACGCGGCCAACGACUCGGAAGUCGGCGGGGACGUCGACGGCCGCGAGGCGGAGCUGGUCGCGCGCGAGCUCGUGCCAGUGCGGCAUGAGGUCGCCGGCGUGGCGGACCGCGAGGCCGUGCAGCGGGCCCGAGGCUGCGAGCGUCUUGAGCAGCUGGGUCGCGAGGUGCGACACCUCCGUCUCGACGGCCGGCGGUGA